AUGAUGUGGGGCCGUAGUGUAGGAUUGAGAGCGCUUUUGAAUGAUGUUGGUGGUGCCUGUGGUGGUGGUGGUGGUGGUGAUAGUGGUGGUGAUGGUGGUGGUGAUGGCGGUGCUGGUGAUGGUGGUAGUGAUGGCGGUAGUGGUAGUGGCGGUGGUGGUGGUGAUGGUAGUGGUGGUGGUGAUAGUGGUGGUGAUGGCGGUGGUGGUGGUGAUAGUGGUGAUGGUUGUAGUGGUGAUGGUGGUAGUGGUGAUGGUGGUAGUGCUGGUGGUGAUGGUGGUGGUGACAGUGGUGGUGGUGGUGAUGGUGGUAGUGGUGGCGGUGGCUGCGGCAGUAGUGGUGGAGCUGUCUACUGCGGCAGAGGUUUAACAGCUGGUGCUCCCCAAUCCCACAAAUCCGAGAUAGGCGUUCUGCUGCAACAAAAAUUAGCCCGUACUAUCGGUUUUUAA
Molecule: messenger RNA, 447 nt
Organism: Spirometra erinaceieuropaei
Lineage: Eukaryota; Metazoa; Platyhelminthes; Cestoda; Diphyllobothriidea; Diphyllobothriidae
Source: the annotation of a GenBank genome assembly